AUGAAGUACGUUGUUGUGUCUGGUGGUGUCAUAUCUGGUAUCGGAAAGGGUGUAUUGGCGUCAUCCACCGGUCUUCUUUUCAAAACCUUGGGAUUGCGAGUCACUUCCAUUAAGAUCGACCCCUACAUGAACAUUGAUGCGGGAACCAUGUCUCCCUUGGAGCACGGUGAGUGUUUUGUGUUGAACGAUGGUGGUGAAGUUGAUUUGGACUUGGGUAAUUAUGAACGGUACUUGAACAUUACAUUAACAAGGAACCACAAUAUCACCACGGGGAAAAUUUACUCCAAGGUUAUUGAACGUGAGCGUAAAGGUGAUUAUUUGGGGAAGACGGUGCAGGUUGUUCCACAUAUUACGAAUGCGAUCCAGGAGUGGAUUGAGGAAGUUUCGCGUGUUCCUGUUGAUGACACGGGAUUGGAGCCUGAAGUGUGUAUCAUUGAGUUGGGUGGUACUGUGGGGGACAUUGAGAGUGCUCCGUUUGUGGAAGCGUUAAGACAGUUUCAGUUUAGAGUGGGUGGUGGAAAUUUCGCCUUGAUUCACGUGAGUUUGGUUCCCGUUAUCCAUGGGGAGCAAAAGACCAAGCCGACCCAGGCUGCAAUUAAGGAUUUGAGGAGUUUGGGGUUGACUCCAGACAUGAUUGCGUGUAGGUGUCAAGAGGAGUUGGAGCGUCAGACUAUUGAAAAGAUUGGUAUGUUUUGCCAUGUUGGUCCUGAGCAAGUUAUUGCAGUUCAUGAUGUUAACUCCACUUAUCAUGUACCUCUUUUGUUGAAGCAGCAGAAGAUGAUGAAGUAUUUGACUACUAAAUUGAAUAUUGGUGAAGUGGAUUCUGCGGCUUUGGUUAAAGGUGAACAAUUGUUGACUAAAUGGAGACAAUUGACUACUGCACAUGACAAGUCAUUUGAAACAGUUACUAUUGCGCUUGUUGGUAAAUACACCAAUUUGCAUGAUUCUUACUUGUCGGUGAUCAAGUCGCUUGAACAUGCGUCAAUGAGAUGUAAUCGAAGAUUGAAAAUUGAAUGGGUUGAAUCAACCAAUUUGGAAGAAGGGAAAAAGGAGGAAAACUUGUCGGAGUACCACAAGGCAUGGCACUAUGUGUGUCAAGCAGAUGGAAUCUUGGUUCCUGGUGGGUUUGGAUCACGUGGAAUUGAGGGUAUGAUUGCCGCUGCCAAAUACGCCAGAGAGAAUGAUGUGCCAUACUUGGGAGUUUGUCUUGGUUUACAAAUUGCUGUUAUUGAAUUUGUGCGUAAUGUAUUGGGGGUUGCCAAUUCGACGUCUCAAGAGUUUGAAGAGUACAAGGAAUCGGAUGGGAUUGUUCCCUCUGUGGUGUACAUGCCCGAUGUUGAUCAAGUGAAGUUGGGAGGUACGAUGAGGUUGGGUAUUCAUGAAACCAAAUUUUCGUCAACUGAUUCGCAAUGGAGCAACUUGCGGAAAUUGUACGGUGGUGCUGACGCAGUGUAUGAGAGACAUAGACAUAGAUACGAAGUCAAUCCUGACUUGAUUGAGCAGAUUGAGAAUGCUGGGUUGAAGUUUAUUGGUAAAGAUGAGCUGGGCAAGAGAAUGGAGAUGAUUGAGUUGGAUCACAAGUUGCACAAGUUUUUCAUUGGUACGCAGUAUCAUCCUGAGUAUUUGUCGAAGGUGUUGGAUCCAUCUAGACCUUUCUUGGGGUUGGUUGCUGCGUCAGCUGGGAUUUUGGAGGAUGUGUUGAGUAGAGAUGAUUUGAAUUACAAGGGGGAGUUUUAA
Lodderomyces theae is the source of this 1737-nucleotide messenger RNA. RefSeq names its product CTP synthase (gene URA7). Gene Ontology annotation, molecular function: CTP synthase activity; identical protein binding. Gene Ontology annotation, cellular component: cytoplasm; cytoophidium. Bases 1 to 1737 code for a protein of 578 amino acids. The record is from RefSeq and is a predicted model, not a curated record. Lineage: Eukaryota; Fungi; Ascomycota; Pichiomycetes; Serinales; Debaryomycetaceae. The transcript has a single exon. Gene Ontology annotation, biological process: pyrimidine nucleobase biosynthetic process; CTP biosynthetic process.